AUGGACAACAAUGAAUCAAGUGAAACAAAACCUUAUUAUGGUUUUAUUUUGGUAAAAAAAAGUAAUGGAACUGUUUGUGGAUCAUUUCCGGUUACUAAAAAAGAAAUUACCUUUGGUCGUGAUAAGAGUUGUGAUAUAAGGAUUUAUUUACCAAAUGUUUCAGCUCAACAUUGUAGUAUUUUUUAUAUUAACAAUAAGGUAAACAUUAAAAUUUUGUAUUUUAUGCUAUUACUUUAUUAUGUUCAUUUUUUUUUUUUUAAUAUUCAAGGCCUAUAUCCGUGAUACAAGUACAUGUGCUUCGACCACAGUCAAUGGGAAGAAAAUUGGUAAGAGUAAUUUUUUUUUGCAUCAAUCUGAUGAAAUUGAAAUUUGUAACAGAAAAUUUUUAUGGGAAUAUUUUAAAUCACAAAGGUAAGUUGUGUAGAAAAUAUUUCUUAUUUUAAUUUUAUAAUAAUAUAUUGUUAUAAUCGUCUUUUAUUUUAGUGAAAUUCUAACAGAAAAUAAACAUGGAUUAAAAAAUGACCAUACAUCACCAAGAAUAUCACGCCGUGUUUCAAACUUGGUAUGUUUUCUUCUUUAUUUUAUACUAUAGUACGGCUAGUAAAACUAAAAGUAUGACCAUUUCGCGUAUGGUGGCCUUUUACGUAAAGUCCAGGGGUUCUAAAUAUUCCAAUGUUCAUGUGCGCCAUGUCACACUUAUAGCUGAUAUAGCUAUAUUUCAGUUGCUAUAGGAAAAACUUUGAGUAUCCUUAAUAAAUGUACUUUAUAUAGAUAUAUAUAUAUAUUAUAAACAAUAUGUAUAAUGUGAUUAUAAGGAUAACUAACCAGUCAUAGAAACCCUAAUGAAAAUUGACCACUAUGCGCGCGGUGGUCACGCUUUUAUUUUCCCUGGCUGUUUUAUAGCUGAGCUGGCAAUGCUUUGCUAUUGCUAGAUAAUAGUGUAAAUAAGAGUACUACUACUAAUAAAUAAUAAUAAUAGUUUUUUUAUCCAUGACAAUCAAAUUAUCAUCCAUAUCACCAUGGUAACCCUUGAAUAAACAAAAAUAAACAAGUAGAUAUUUGUACCAAAAAUAAAUUUAAAAAAAAACCCAGUUUUACUCCUUAGGGGUUAAAUUUUCAAAAAUUCUUUCUUAGCUGAUGUUUAUAUCAUAAUAUUAAGCUGUAUGCCAAUUUUCAGCCAGAUCCGUCCAGUGAUUUGAUGCGAUGAUGAAUUUGUUGUUCAGUCAAGACAUGUUAUUUUAUAUACUUAGAUUGAUAAAAUUGUCCCAUCAUGAUUUUACCAGUCAAUAACAAUAACAAUAACAAUAAUGAUAAAUAUGCUCGUAUUGAUUAUUACAAUACACAUUUUUUAUAAGUAAUAAUGAGUACUAUAAACAAACAUGUUAUACAUUAUUCAGUUAUUAUUUUUGAUAUAUUCUGUUACAUUAUUGCAAUUUUGGUAGGGAUCUCUAAUUUUUUUGAAAAUAAAAUAUAGCCUAUGCUACUCACUGAUAAUGUAGCUAUGAAAGAAGUUUUAAAAUUGGUUAAGUAGUUUUUGAGCUUAUCCAUUACAAACAAACAUAUAAACAAAUGUUUUUUUAAUAAUAUUAGUUUAGAUUUUGUAUUUUACAUUCGUAAAAUUAAUGCAUGUCCUAUUGAGUAGUCAUAGUAUAUAUUUUCCGAUAUAAUUUUAUUAUUAUAGCUAAUCUAUAUGUAUACCAUUAUAUAUUUAUUUUAUGUUCAUAUGUUUAGUGUAAUCUUAAAGGAUCAGUGACUCCAUCAAAGAAUAUCAAGAAAACUCCUUCAAAAAUAUUUAUAAGCUUGAACAAAACACCAAUGUAAGUAUUCAAUAAAAUAAAAAUAAUAAUAAUAAUAAUAAUAAUAGGUAUUAAUCAAAUAUAUUAUGUUAUAUGAUUUAAAAUAAAACUAAGUUAUAAGCAGUGGUGGCUCGUGCAAUGGUGCAAUCGCACUCCCUAUGUAUAUUUUAAAUAUAAUAAAAUUUACAAUUGUCAAUUAUAUUUAUUAUAGUAAAUGGUAUUCAUUAUAGUGUGUAUUUUUAUUAAACUAAUAAAAAUGAUUUUAUAUUGCAAUGGAAAAUAAAUAGAACAAUAUGGCAAUUCCAGCCUUAUAAAAAUUAAAUACAGGUUGAGUAACCAAUAUCAUGUAGUGCCGCAGGUCGUAUCUUUGUAUAUAAUGUGGUAUACAAAAACAAAACAGUUUUCAGUGGAUGUUAUAAAGUAAUAUUGAGAAUGGUGUGGCAGGACCAUUACUAUUGGUCAAUAUGCAUGAGGUAAUUCUCGUUUCACACAACGCAACAAGUUUAGUAUUAUUUACAUCUAUUUAUAGUUAAAGAAAUUCUAACUGACAAUGACUGUAGAGUACUUUAUUAUAAUCUUUGAUAAAAUGAGAAUUAUUUAUUUUGAUGAGUACUUUGUAAACAAGUAUAUAUUAAAUUAUUAUUACUAUUUUUAUUAUUGGUCAGUGGGGCAUCAAAGUAAUUUUUUAUAUGUGAGGUAAAGCAUAGACAAAGUAUUUAAUCACCUAUGGUAGGUGAGACCACUGCCCUUUUAAAGCAAUUUUACAGCACUACCAUACCAAAUUACCACGAGCCAUGGGUAGGAUUAUAAGAUAUUUGAACUAUUCAAAAAUAUUAAAUAAUAAUAUAAAUAUGUAAAAAAAUAACAAAACCACAUGUAUUUUAACAUUUUAUUUUAAAUCAUAUAAUAUGUAUUUUUUUUUUAUAUAGAGAAACAAUAAUUUUUUACUAAAUAUAUUUUUUUUUUUACAAUAUCUAGUGUAGAAGCUGAUGCACAUAUGCCAAUUUCUUUCUAUGAUAAAUUAAAAAUUCGUUUAAAUACAUCAAAAUCAAGUAUGUAAAUUAUAUUUUUUAAAUUUAUUAAUUACUUAUUUAUUUAUUACUUAUUUUAAAAUUUGAAUAGAUUUUAAAUAUAUUUUCGAUUAUAAAAUCAUAAUUAUUUUGUAAAGUAAAUAUUAUUUCAUAGUUCUGAUAUUCAAUCUAUAUAAUAUUUAGAAUCAAUAAUUGAUAAGAUAUGUGUAUUUCAUUUAUGUACUGAGCAUAAUUCCUAUUUAAGUAAAAAGAGAAAUAUCAAAAUCAUAAAGUCUUCUAUACUUUUACAAUAUAUUGAUUUUCUUCCAUGAAUUACUGCAUAUUAUCAUGGUAUAAUGAAGUUUGAUAGUAUACUUUGUGUGAGUGAAACAGAAAAUUCAGGAACAACUGAUAACUUCUAUAGCUUAUCUUUUGUUUAUUAUUUAUGCAUAAGAGUACCUAUUUCCUUAUUUUUUUAAAUUUAAGUUAUUUACUUAUAAAUAAUAAUUAAUGAUUUUUAUUUUAUUUCAGCAGCAAAUCCUCAAUCUGAUAACGUAUUAAUACAGUCUAAUUCUUUGGUUCCUGGUGUUAAUAUACCAUUGCCAUUGGUAAGAAACCACUUUCAUUAAAACUUACAGCUUAUUUUUAAAUCUUUACUUUGUUGAUGAAAUUGAAUUUUUUUUUUCCUGAAAUAUUAGUCUGUAUGUCUAUCUUUUCUAAUCUUUAAAUAUAUUAAAAUAUAUUUUUUUAUUAAUAUUUUGAUAUUGGAUUCUGAGUGCAAAAAAGAUGCUAUAUAUUUUACUAAGAUGAUUUUGUUAUUUUUAGAAAACACUAUUAGUAAAAGUGCUCCUAAUUAAUUUAAUUACUCCAUAUCUAAAAAGAUGCAAAUUUUUCCACUAGGUAUAUUUUACUACUGCAUAAUUGAAGUGUUUGAAAUAUUGAAAUAUUGACUGCUACAUGCUGUUUACAUUCAAAACUACAAGUUUUUCUUCUAGUUUAUUAUAGUGGUUUAUGAUAACAAUAGAAUUGAUCCUUUAAUAGUACUUAUUUUAAAUUAUUUCUAGAUACCCAAACGUAUUUCAAAAAAACUCAACAAAAAUCUAUUGAUUUUAUUUUUGUGUUAUUUGAUUGAGGUACUAGGGGAAAAACUGAAGUAAUUAUUACGAGUUCACCAAACUUCACUUUGAUUCAUUGUUGGUCCUAUUUUUGACAAUUUUUCUCUGAAAUUAGUGACAAUUGCUAUGUAUUGUACCAUGAAUAUGUUUCAUUUUCUAGCCUUAAAGUCCAUUUUGUAAAAUUCUUCAUCUUAAUCUUCAGUUAAUUCCUUUAAGUUAAUUUUUGUGUUAACAACUUACAAAUUCCUUCUCACAAAAUUUUCCAUUUUAAGCAAGACCCCCACCUAUUGAUCUUUUCUUACAAUUAUUAUGUGCAUGUAUAAUAAUAUAUUAUUUCCUAUUUAUUUUCUCUCAGCAGUUUGCUCUGAACCAAAUGAAUUCAAACUCUGUAGGUUUUUUUUUUAGGUGGAUUAAAGUAUUAAAAGUUCAGUCAAAUUUAAGUAUAAAUUUCACCGUGUUAAGGAUAGAGUGUGUUUCGUAGCUAUCAACACCCUUAUAGAUCAAAUGAAGCCAGGGGUGGCAUUUUUAAAAUUCAUUGUGUUAGUAUCAAUGAUGUGUCUUGCGGAUUUUAACUAUGAAACAUCAACCCAUAUUGCUACUAGUAUGAUGCUCAAAUUUCAAAAAAAAUGUUUAUUUAUUAAAUUAUUAUUUACAGUUUAUACAUUGUUUAUGCUCUUAACUUUAAGCGUCUAAGUACAUUAAUUUCAAACUUGUAUCUUUGAUGUCAGUGGCUAUGUAGUAAUUAUUUUUAAACUGUAAAAUUGAAUUGAAUGAAGAUCUUUUAGAUUCUGAGUGGAAUUAUUAUUUUUACUAUAAUGAGUGUUAUUUUUUCUGUCUGUAAAUAGUAAACAUGAUUUUGACCAAAACAACUUUUAAUUAAAAAUUGCAUAGUAGUUAUUUUUUAGUAUUUUGAAUAUAUCUUUUGUAUCAGAAAUGUUAUUAUUUUAUAUUUAUUGAAUAUCUAAAGAAAAACUGAAAUUUAUAGGUUACAAUUGUUUUUUUUUUUAUUAAUAUAAUUUGUUAAAUAAUAAGUAAUCAUCUAAAAUUAUUAGUAUGUAUUAUUUUUAGAAUUUUUUAUAUGUGAUAUUUUUUAGUUAUAUUAAGUAUAUAUAUAGCUUCAUUUUGAUAUUUUUAAUAAAAUACAUUUGGUUCUAUAUAAUAUAAUGUUUUUAGAGGUAAGGAAAAAAAAUAGGCUGAAAAUGAUUUCUCUAUAAGUAUUUAAAUUACAAAUUUGCAUGGUGCUAAAUAUAUCAUAUUUUUGAAUAAUAUUGACAUUACAUCAAUAGAUUUCUGUUUUAGGUUGGCAAAUCUAAUUUUACACCAAGAAAAUCAUGGAAUGCAUUUGACAAUAUAUCAACAAAUUCAACACAUAUUAUGAAUGAACUAUCUAAUAAAAGGUUGAAUAUGGAGUCUACACCAGAGUAUAAUUGUAGUUAUCAUUAUGAAGAUGAAAAUGUAGAAUUUGAUUCUCCAGCAAACUCUAUUAUGUUAAAUGAUGAACAUUUAGUUGAUACAAAUACUACUGUUGUAGAAACAAAUAACUUGUCUAACCCUUCAGAAUUCGUCAAUAAUCAAGUUGAUGAUAAUUUACAAUCUAGUAGUGUACAAUUUAAUAAUGUAUUACCAGUUUCUGUACCUGAACCUAGCUCAUCAAGAAGAGAUACGUAUUCUAUUGAUAAUCAAUCUAAUGUGGCAGAAACAAAUACAACACCAGUCCCAAGACGCUCUAUUUUGAAGUGUUCAACAACUGCUAAACGAAUAAAGUCGAACAGUCGAAUGGUUCAGUUUGCACGUUUGCCAAAUACUGAUAGCAGAAUUAAAUGUUCUAAAAAUCGGUUUCAAUCAGGAUCUAGCUUUACUGAUACUAAUGAUAAAAUAAAUAAAAAUGAUCUUUCUCGUGAUUCUAAAAACUUAGCAUAUAGUGAUAUGGAAGAAUAUGAUGAUGAUUUAGAUGGUGUGCAACCAUUAGAUAGUAGUGUUUCUUCUCUGAUUAAUUCACCUAUUCUAGACAAUUUUAAUGUGUCUAAAUCAUCAACUCGAAGAUCAAGAGGUAACAAAGUGAUUAAUCUUAUUAAUUCCUUUGAAAAACGUACCAAUGAAUCACCCAAGCAUAGCAUACGCGCAUCAGACUUACUUAGUAUGAGUGCAAACACUGUGCAUAAUAAUUCCCAAAACAAUGCAAUGCAAGAAUCAAUUUCUUCUGCCAGGAGAGUUAAUUUGGAAGAUGUAUUUCAAUCUGAAGAUUCUUUAAAAAAUGACUUUGUAAAUCAAACAAAAAUUCAUGAAGUUAAUAAAAGUUUAAAUUCUGAAAAUAAUGUGUUUAAUAAAACAAAUACUGAUGAAGUAUUAAACGAUGUUUUGGAUAAAGAUAAAUCUAAUAAUACUAUAGAAGAUGAAUACCAUUUUGCUUCACCUUUAAAGUAUCCUCUAGUAAACUCUAUCACACUUACAGAACAUGAUGAUUUGUCAUCAUCAACUCUAAAUUGUACUAAAAAGGAUAAAAAUAUUUCUGAAGCAAUUAAUAUAAGUGAAACAGAUACUAGUAAAUUUAAUCUAUCUCAUAACAUUGAAGUAGAUAGUGAAACUUCUAUUAACAAACAUUUAAUAAUUUCUGACAAAGUUGAUGAUAUUAAAUGUUCUUUAUCAACUUCUGAAAUAAAUGCUAAACAAAAAAAAGAUAUUAAUAAAGUUCAAAAUUGUUCUAAAACUUUUAUGCAAUUAAAAGAUACAGAUAGAGAUGUAUCCCCCGAUAAAGUUGAAAUAUCAAACAACUUAAAAGUUUUAGAAAAUGACCAUACAAACACACCCAUUGUUUCAAAACUUAUUGAAAAGUCUACAGAUGUAGAAAAAGGUGAUUUAAAUAUAAAAAAUUGUGUCCCGGCUAUACCAAAUAUAUUAGAAUCAAUUAAUACAAAUGAAGAUUGUAUAAAUGUGACAAAUAAUGGUGCACGUGAAGACAAAGGAAAUGUAAACAAUGAUGCUAUAGAAUCGAUUUUAGAAGGUAAUCAUGUAAUCAUACAAAAUGAUUUAAAAUUGGUUGAUGUGCAUAAAGUUGACAAACAAUUGGUUAAUGUUACAGAUGAUACACACAUUUGUACUAUAGAAUUGAUUGAUAUUACAGAUGAUGAUGAUGAUGAUGAUAUACAAUCAGUUAGUGGUUCAAAUGAAGACAAAACACAAAAAAAUGAUUUGCAAUCAGUUGAUGGUUCACACAAGGACUGUGUAAAUGUACAAAAUAAUGAUUUAGAAUCAAUCGAUGUACAUGGAAAUGACAUACAAAAUGAUAGUUUAUCAGUUAAUGGUUUAGGAAAAGAAAGCGUUAACAUAAAAAAUAAUAUUUCUAAAUCACUUAAUGUUACAGAUGAUACACAAACUUGUCCUAUAGAAUUGAUUGAUAUUACAGAUGAUGAUGAUGAUGAUGAUAUACAAUCAGUUAGUGGUUCAAAUGAAGACAAAACACAAAAAAAUGAUUUGCAAUCAGUUGAUGGUUCACACAAGGACUGUGUAAAUGUACAAAACAAUAAUUUAGAAUUAAUUGAUGUACAUGAAAAUGGCAUACUAAAUAAUGUUUCAGAAUCAGGUGAUAUACAUAUAAAUGACAUGAAAGUUCAAACUAAUACUAUAGUAUACGAGGAUGAUAUAAAACAAAAUAAUGAUUUAGAAUCUGUCCAUGUACAAAAAGAAAACAUACAAAAUAAUGAUUUAGAAUCUGUUCAUGUACCAAAAGAAAACCUACAAAAUAAUGAUUUAGAAUCGGUCCAUGUACAAAAAGAAAACAUACAAAAUAAUGAUUUAGAAUUGGUUCAUGUACCAAAAGAAAACCUACAAAAUAAUGAUUUAGAAUCGGUUCAUGUACCAAAAGAAAACCUACAAAAUGAUGUACAAUCAGUUAGUUUGUCAGAUGAAAAAACCAUAAACAUACUAAAUACCGAUUUAAAACCUCUUGAAAAUGCUAAAGAUAUAAAAAAAUAUCGCUUAGGUAAACUAGAUGAUUUAAUAUUUACUGAAGAAGUUAGUGAUGAAGGAUCUCCAUCGCUGGUAGUUCGUUGUAUGUCUAAAAUGUACCAUCCCAAUAUUGAUCAUCAUGAAGUCACUUAUUCUGCGCGCAAAAAUAAUUUAUUAGUUAUCAAUGGUGAUAUUAAGGAAUGUGCAAAUAAAAAUCAAAUCAAAAAUAUUGACAAAUUGAAUAAAAGUAAUAUAACAUGUAAGCAAAAUAGUACGUCCCCUGAAAAUUUAAAUGAUAGCAUGAUGAAUUCUAUUGAGAUAGAACUUAGAAAAAUUCAUUCUGAUGGUAAUGAGGAUGAAACUAAUAUUGCCAAUUCAAUGAGUAACGCAAACAAUACAAGAUCAAAAAGUCCCUUAAAUACACUUGUUGAUGACCUCAGUGAUUCAACAUCAAUUACAACAUUAGCCACGGAAAUUAUUGUUGGUAGUAAUUUUUCAAGUAAUGUUGUUGAUUUACCCACAAAAAAUAAUUCCCAAGAUUCAAAACAAAAUAAGUCUGAGAAAUAUGCUAACAAUGAAUUAAAUAUUAUUACUAUACCUAAAAAUGAACUUGUUUAUUUAACUAGAAAAGUCGUGGAUGAAGAAAAUACUGUAUCUUCAGGUAAUAACAGUAAUAUUGAAGAAAUAGAUGAAACCAUAGAAAAAAAAGUUCAAGGAUAUUUUGAAAAUACAUUGAAUACAUCCAUUGGUAAACCUAAGUAUGAAUCUACUCCUUGGAAUUGUCCUAAAAAUUCUAAAGCGGAUUAUAAUUCUACAAGUGUUCAACCAAAUGAUGUAGCUGAUGCUUUUGAUGAUAAAUGUAGACAAAGGAAGAAUAGUAAUAGUAGUAAUAGUAGUUGUAGUUCAAGUUAUUCCAUGCCCGAGCCUGAAGUAUGGGCACAAAUGUUAAGAGACUUCAAUGAGUCUGUUAGAAAGGCAUCAAUUACCGAUUAUAAGGUAACAAUUCCCAAAAGUACCAGUAGAGUUUUGUUUGCUGGAAAAUCAAUAACAUGUAAAGAUGACAUCAUAAUUAACAACAGCACAAAUAUCAAAAAUAGUAAUAUAUUAAAAACAGAAAAACAAAAUACUUUACAGUGUUCAACAAUAUCAUCAUGUUCACCAAAUAAAACUCUUGAAAUUUCAAAUAAAUAUACUUGUGGCAGUCGAUAUACCAAGAAUAAAAACAAAUUACAAAAUAUUACUGGAGGUGAUAACUGUUCCUUUAAUAGGAUUGAUUCAAAUUGUUCUAAUGAUAAUAAGCAACUUGAAACAAAAACUAGAAAUUCUGCUGCAAUUAAAAGAAAACUAUCUGAAAUCCCUCAAAUUCAAGCAAAGAAAAAGAAGUCCUCAUCUUUGCUUAAAGUCAAUUCAACAAAAUCUAAAAGAUUACCAGAAACAUCAUCUGAAUGUGACACUUAUUCAAGCUCAUCAAAAUAUCAAUCUGUACCUAAAAAGGCUAAAAUAAUGACUAAGAAAAAGAAUAAUACUAUUAGUCCAUCAUUAUUAGCUACAAGAAAUUUGCGUGUUAGAUGGAAUGAGUCAAUUGAGUCAAGUCAAAAAAAUAAAAAAAUAAAAAUAAAUGUUGAUGAAGAGACAUCAUCAAGUAGUGAUACCGAAUUAAAUUCUCAGAGGUUUUUAAAUGUAAUAAAAACAUCUAAAAGAGAAUUACAUAAAACAACUACAGUAAAAAAUACUAAUAAACCUACUAUCGGAUCAAAGAGAAAUAAUUCAAUAAUUGAAUUUAACACCAAUAAAACUAAAAUUACUGAAAAAUCAAAAAAAAAUACACAAUCUAUUUCCACACGUAUUAUGCGUAGUAAUUCCAUGUUAAUUGAUUCGUUUUGUUCAAAAUCAGAUAAAACAAGUCCAAUUACAAAAAAAUCAACCAAAGUUACAAAACUUCUUCCAAUUACUCGUUCAAAAUCAAAUAAGUCAAUUCAGACAAAACAAAAUUUUGCUUCAAAACCUAUUAAAAGUGAUUCUUCAGAGAAUGAUGCAGAACAGAGUUCUGAAACAUCUGAACAAGUUAAAGAAUUAUCAAAAAGAAAAACUCGCAACAUUACAAAAGCUAUUCAAAUUAAUAAUAGUUCAUCCUCAAAAUCUAAUGAAAAAGAAAAAAAUGUUGAGACGUCUUCUGUUCCAUCACAACUACUUAAACGAGGUUGUAAAUUUGCAGCCGAUAUACACAAUUCUAAUAAAAGAAAUGAUUCUUCUUCAGAGAAUGAUGCAGAACAGAGUUCUGAAACAUCUGAACAAGUUAAAGAAUUAUCAAAAAGAAAAAAAUGUUGAAAUGUCUUCUGUUCCAUUACAACUACGGAAACGAGGUUGUAAAUUUGCAGCCGAUAUACACAAUUCUAAUAAAAGAAAUGAUUCUUCUUCAGAGAAUGAUGCAGAACAGAGUUCUGAAACAUCUGAACAAGUUAAAGAAUUAUCAAAAAGAAAAACUCGCAACAUUACAAAAGCUAUUCAAAUUAAUAAUAGUUCAUCCUCAAAAUCUAAUGAAAAAGAAAAAAAAGUUGAAACGUCUUCUGUUCCAUUACAACUACGCAAACGAGGUUGUAAACUUGCAGCCGAUAUACACAAUUCUAAUAAAAGAAAUGAUUCUUCAGAGAAUGAAGCAGAAGAGAAUCCUCAGACAUCUGAACAAGUCAAAGAAUUAUCAAAAAGAAAAACCCGCAAUAUUACAAAAGCUAUUCAAAUUAACAAUAGUUCAUCCUCAAAAUCUAAUGAAAAAGAAAAAUAUGUUGAAACGUCUUCUGUUCCAUUACAACUACGUAAACGAGGUUGUAAACUUGCAGCCGAUAUAUACAAUUCUAAUAAAAGAAAUGAUUCUUCUUCAGAGAAUGAUGCAGAACAGAGUUCUGAAAUAUCUGAACAAGUCAGAGAAUUACCAAAAAGAAAAACCCGCAACAUUAAAAAUAUUCAAAUUAACAAUAAUUCAUCCUCAAAAUCUAAUGAAAAAGAAAAAAAUGUUGAAACUUCUUCCGUUUCAUUACAACUACGCAAACGAGGUUCUAAACUUGUAGCUAAUAUACACAAUUCUAAAAGAAAAAGUGAUUCUUCUUCAGAGAAUGAAGCAGAAGAGAAUCCUCAAACAUCUGCACAAAUCAAAGAAUUAUCAAAAACAAAAACCCGCAACAUUAAAAAAUCUAUUGAAACGUCUUCUGUUCCAUCACAACUACGCAAACGAGGUUGUAAACGUGCAGCAGAUACACAAAUUUCUCAGCCAAAUUCUAAAGGUUCAAAACGUGAUGAAUCAUCUAAAGUGGCCAGCACUACAAUUGGCCAUGAUUCUUAUUCUAUUCAAAAUGUAUCAUCCGAUUUAAUAUUAACCCGAAAUAAGGCUAAGCUUACAGUGAAACAAAUUCAUGACUCUAAAAAAAACCCAAAAUCUACUAAAGAAACUCUAUGUGAUUAUAGUUCUGAUGACUCAUGUUCAUUGAAUAGAAGAGCAACAACCAAAAAUGAGUCAAAUAAGAAUAUUAAAGUAAAAGUUAACAAGUAAGUAAUUUUUGAUUAUGUAAUUUGGUUUAAAUUAUUAUUAGAAUAUAUAAUUUUUAUAGUAUAUUUAUGUAGUUAAUAAAUAUAUUAAUAAAGAAUUAUAUAUAAAAAUAAAAAAUAAAUACAUCGCCUGGGGUAUUAUGAUAUACAUGUAUUAUAUGACCAAUUUCAAAUUAAAAAUUUAUCAUCAGGUAUAUCACAGUAAAAUUGUAAAACAUGAUUGAAUAUACAAAAUUAAAUGAAGGAAUUCAAAGAAAAAAUUUUACAAAUUCGCUAAAAUUCUGAACAAUAAUACAAAUAAUGUAAAAAUCAUAAACAUGAAUAAUAGAGCUUAAAACUUCACAAAAAAUCUCGCUUUAAAAUUGUUUGUUUAUAUAGUUAAGACAAGUAGAAAUUUUAAAAUAAGUUAUAAAGAACACAUUUAUGAAAUAAAAUUAAAAAAGACGUCCUAGGAUAAUGCAGGCGGGUGCAGCCACUGUUAUGUAUAAUUUAAUGUAUAUGUAAACAACAAUAAACCAUUGCUUAUGAAAAAAUGAUUCUGAGUAGAGUUCAGUUGAUAGUGAUGCUUUGUUAACAAUAUACAUGUGAUUUUAUAAUAAAAUAAUUUAUAGGCUUUAUAUAUUUUCUUUAAUAAUAUUUGUUUAAUAUUGUAUUGAUUUUUCCCAUUUAUUAGGAAAACUCCUAGUAAAAUCAAAAAAUGACCUCCCUCAAGUACCUCCACACACCGAUUUCCUUUCAGAAAAGGUGCUACACUUAAAUAUCCAAGGUAAUUUUGUGGUAGAAAAGUUGUUAACAGAUAAAAAAAAAUUAACAUCUUUGUUAAAUCAUAAACUUCUUUACUCCACUCAGAAUCUAAAAGACCGCCCUUAAUUCAAAUUUCGUUAAACAUUUUUUUUAAAAAACAACCAUAAUAUAAAGCUUUGAUAUUAAUACAGACUUAAAGAUAUUAAAUACCCAAAAUAACAUUCACAUUAAUUCAGUUUUAGAAGAAUUACAUAGAUGCAAUGAAAUAAAAAAAAGUAAUUUUAAUAAUAUUUUAAAUGUACAAACAGAUUUUAAAAAUAAUAUCUCAUAUCAGUACAUUUUAGUUAGGAAAUAAUAAUGUUUUUCAAUAUAUAUGUGUCUAAUAAUAACACAUUUUAAAUAAUCUCUCCAUUAAAAUAAAUUAUUUCUAUGUAAAACGAUCAAUUUGUAUAAUCUUUUUCUAUGUAUUACUUUAUUUAAUUUUUAUAUUCAGUUUUACAUUUUGAUUGUGCUAUACCUGAUGAUAAAUUUUUAAUUUGAAACUAGUCGUAAAUACUCCAGGUGACGCAUUUAUUCAUUUAUUUACUAUUAUUAACCAUUUUAAUAAUUUUGUUUACUUUAUCAUUUUAUUUUUUAGUUUUUUUAUGUAAGCCUUUUAUUAACAUGAUGAAAUUUUGAAUCUGCAUUUCAAGUGUAGCCCAAUACAAUUGUUGCAGUGAUGAUGUAAAGGGGUUAAUUUGGGAGGCUGUGUACAGUGGCAUGGGUUAUCUGUGUGGGCAAUAACAGUAUAAGAUGGGGUAAUUCGGGCAGAGCUGCUUUUUGAAAAACUGCCGCCUAUCACCUUAAAUUAUAAUUUCUAAAAAUGUUUUCUUGAUAAAGUUAUUUAUUUUGAUGAAUUAGUCUAUAACUAAAAAAAUUUAAAGUAUUUAGUCAAGUUUAUUGAAGAGUAUUUAAUAUUUUCAUUGGUAUUAAUUAUUAUAUUAUACAAUUUUUUUUUUUUUUUUUCAGAAAUAUUAAAACAACUACACCAAAAGGAAAGAAAACUAAGUAAUUAAAAAAUACUAUAAUUUUAUAAUAUAUACUACAUUAUGGAACAUCCAAACAAUUUUGUUUUAAAUAUUAAAAGUUGGCUAUGGGUUAUUUAUAAAAACAAAUUGUUGAAUGUUUCUAUAAUAUUGCUGCUUUGUUGAUUUUAAUUUCAGUUCCUCCCUUGUUUGUUUUCUAUUGUGCAUUUGGGAUUUUUUAUUUAGAUGUCAUAUUCAGUUUAAUAUAUAAAUAUUAUGUGUAAUGAGUUAUUUAAAACUAAUAAGGAUAAAGAAUUAUGGUUUUAUAAAGAUUUUUUUUUUUCUGUGGACAACUUUUAACUGUAUUACCUUUUCUGAAAAUGUAUUUUUCUUUUUAGAUUUGGAGCAUAGCUAGGGAUCUAGUGGUUUUACAACACAUCAUAAUAUGUGCUUUUUUUGCAUGUGUAUGCAGUGAUGUAGUGAUCGAUUUUAAACCAUGAUGCCUAACAUAUAGUUCAGUAUACCUACCAACCUCCAUAGGCACCCAGAGUGUUUUUCUCCCUAGUUUUUAAUAUUUUUCUCUUCAUCAAGUGGUUCUUAACGUGGGCGGUAGGUUUUAAGAGGGCGUUGGGUGAGCGUUUCCUUUUUCUGAAAGAAAAUUUUCUCGGGGUGGUAUUUUAUAGGGAGGUCAUUUUUUGAUUUUCCCAAAAAUGUUCACAUCAAAUUUGAACAACUGGGAAAAUCAGUACAAUAUUAAACAAAUAUUAUUAAAGAAAAUAUGUAAUGCCUAUUUAAUAAUAUGACAUUUAUAUUAUAGACAAAGCAUCACUAUCAACUGAACUCCGCUCAGAAUCAUUUUUUUUUGUUAGCAAUGGUUUAUCGUAUACAUCAAAUUUUUAUCUACAUUUUUGUUUAAAGUUUUGCUUAUAUUAAAAUGCCUACAUUUAUGUAAUUACUUUUAUAAAUUUGUUGAAGGGUCGAACCCUCCCCCUCUUAUUCUCUUAGUUUGCCAUGUCUUAAAUAAAAACAUAUUUAACUCCCGUCAAUUCAAAAUCUCGGCCCCGCUAUUGGUUUAAAUUAAAGGGAAAGAAACAAUUUUUUUGUUUGUUGGUACGUAUUUUAUUGGGUGGCCUGGAUAAAUUUUAAUUAUCCAGCCCAAAUUUAGUCCCCUCACUGACCCUUCUACAUACAUAUUAAUGUUUUUAUAAUUAUAUUUAGUUAUAUUUUUUAUAAAUAUUAUACAAAAAAAUGAUGACUAUUAGGUAUAUGAAGUUAAUAUGAAUUAAUUUGAUUUAUAGAAGUACAAAACAUGCAACUGAUCUGGCUAAUGAGUACCUAGUAAAUUAUUCUCCUAGGAAAUUGCGAGUCAGAGAAAAAAAGUGA
Messenger RNA from Cinara cedri, 14537 nucleotides. NCBI's taxonomy places the organism in Eukaryota, Metazoa, Arthropoda, Insecta, Hemiptera, Aphididae. The record is from the annotation of a GenBank genome assembly.